AUGAAAGCAAACUUUGCUCAACACCUGUCUAUAUAUAUUGCAGGUUUCAGUGGCUGCCCAGCUGAUCCGUUCUCUUUAUUGCCUGGCAAGAAAGAAGUGUCACAGAUCAUGGCUCCUUGGCCUGAGGUAGAAAAGCCUGAAACCAAUAACUAUAUUGGGGAUUCUUCCAAACAAAACCAGAACGUGCCUGGAAAAGAAGGAGAAAACCACAAAGGCAAUGUAGCGUCACUUGGAAAUAAAGGGGAAAUUCAACCUGCAUUUUCCACAAUAGCCUUGAUAGAUGAGACAAGACCAGAAGAUGACCCAUGGGCUCUGCCAGAACUGCAGGACACUGGGGUCAAGUGGUCAGAACUGGAUAGAAAAGGGAAAAUCAUUCGUAUAUUGUACGGGAUAGGGAAGUUUAUUAUCUUGCUUGGAUUGCUCUACUUGUUCGUGUGUUCCCUGGAUGUGCUGAGCUCUGCUUUUCAACUGGUAGGAGGUAAAGCAGCAGGGGACAUUUUUCAAGAUGACUCCGUGUUGUCUAAUCCAGUUGCAGGACUGGUGAUUGGGGUUCUGGUGACCGUUAUGGUCCAGAGCUCCAGCACUUCUUCGUCCAUUGUGGUCAGCAUGGUGUCUUCCACGUUGCUGACUGUUCAAUCAGCUAUUCCCAUCAUAAUGGGGGCAAACAUUGGCACUUCAGUCACAAACACAAUUGUGGCACUCAUGCAAGCUGGGGACAGGAAUGAAUUUAGAAGGGCCUUUGCUGGAGCUACAAUCCAUGAUUUCUUUAACUGGCUUGCAGUGUUUGUGUUGCUGCCCAUUGAAGUUGUUUCCGGUUAUCUUUACCAUCUCACCAAUGUUAUAGUUGAGUCUUUUCGUCUUGAAAGUGGUGAGGAUGCCCCUGAGCUACUAAAAGUUAUCACAGACCCUUUUACAAAGCUCAUCAUUGAGCUUGAUAAAUCGGUAAUAAAUGCAAUUGCUACAAAUGAUGAAUCUGCCAAAAACAAAAGUCUGGUAAAGAUUUGGUGCGUAACUGAAACCAAUAUGACCCUGCAGAAUGUCACAAUACCACCUUUAGAAAACUGCACAUCUCCUGAACUUUGCUGGACUGAAGGAAACUUGACGUGGACCAUCAAAAAUGUAUCUGAAACAGAAUAUAUUAGCAAAUGCCACCAUCUCUUUGCAGAAGCAAACCUGCCUGAUCUUGCCAUUGGUCUCAUCCUUCUGGCUUUGUCCCUGCUCGUUCUGUGCUCCUGUUUGGUGAUGAUCGUUAAGCUAUUAAACUCUGUGCUUAAAGGACAGGUGGCGAGCGUUAUCAAGAAGACAAUCAACACUGAUUUCCCAUUUCCUUUUACUUGGCUAGCUGGAUACUUGGCUAUGCUUGCAGGGGCUGGGAUGACCUUCGUUGUCCAAAGUAGUUCUGUUUUCACAUCUGCUAUUACACCUCUUGUUGGCAUUGGUGUUAUAAGCAUUGAGCGUUCUUAUCCCCUUACCUUAGGAGCUAAUAUUGGUACAACCACAACAGCUAUACUUGCAGCUUUAGCAAGCCCAGGAAGUACAUUAAAAUAUUCAUUACAGAUUGCCCUGUGCCACUUUUUCUUCAAUGUCUCUGGGAUUAUUCUGUUUUACCCGCUGCCUUUUACCCGGCUACCAAUCCGCAUGAGCAAGACCUUGGGAAACAUAACAGCCAAGUACAGAUGGUUUGCUAUAUUUUAUCUUCUCAUCUGCUUCUUUCUUUUGCCUUUGUUUGUAUUUGGUCUGUCACUGGCGGGCUGGCCAGUCCUUUUGGGUGUUUGCCUUCCCCUGCUUGCUUUUUGUAUUGCUGUGAUUGUAAUUAACGUUAUGCAGUCGAGGAAGCCACAUUCACUGCCUGAGAAGCUCCAAAACUGGGAUUUCCUGCCCAUCUGGAUGCACUCCCUUGAGCCCUGGGACAAUAUGAUAAUGUCUACGCUCUCCUUUUGUGGGAAACACUGUUGCGGCUUCUGCAAGUGCUGCAAAGUCAAUGCAGAACAGGAGGGUGCCAAAGACAAGCAGCUAAAAACUAUGGAGGUUUAUGAAAACACCAUUGCGAUGGCUGAUGAAGAAAGAGGUAUAAGAAGGGCACCACCUGCGGCUUGUGUUGAAAAGACAGGCACAAAUAACACAGCCUUAUAGUAGUGGAUCAUCCCGUAAUAGCAGAGAUACAGCAUAGGACAGUAAGGCUCUUGAAAACCAGCUUGGACAAUGGGCACU
Molecule: messenger RNA, 2211 nt
Organism: Struthio camelus australis
Lineage: Eukaryota; Metazoa; Chordata; Aves; Struthioniformes; Struthionidae
Source: RefSeq, a predicted model, not a curated record